This is a messenger RNA of Pogona vitticeps (central bearded dragon), 5184 nucleotides long. It is a transcript of the gene ANGEL1, whose product is annotated as angel homolog 1. Gene Ontology annotation, molecular function: 3'-5'-RNA exonuclease activity. NCBI's taxonomy places the organism in Eukaryota, Metazoa, Chordata, Lepidosauria, Squamata, Agamidae. The record is from RefSeq and is a predicted model, not a curated record.
ACUCGAGGGCUGGGGUUUGGUUUUUCUCCCCCACUCCUUUGUAACAUGGGAAGCCAACAACAAGGAUUUCCAGGAAGGCUCUGCAUUCCCCAGCCCAUUUUGGCACCAACGCCGCCGGUCUGACAGCCCUUUCCACGGCCGCCUGACGCGCCUUGGCCGCCCUCAACCUGGGCGUGCUCAGCGUCCCCAGGAGCGUGUUGUGGGGGGGAGCGGGGAGCGAAAAAGCUGGCGCUCCGCCACGGCCCGCGGCUCCCAAUCAUCCUCGGGGAAACAUCAGCGGAGGCGGAGCUGGGCUCCCGCGUGGCCGGUGGCUGGGAUGGGAGGAGCCGGCGGCAUGCUCGGGACGGUGCUCUGUUACGUCCUCUUGCCGCUAACGCGGCUCGUUCGCUCUUUGCAAGAUGCUUUAUUUACAUGUCGAAAGAAUGUGCUUCUGGCAAAGAGCACGACCACCCAUAUAGACAACUUUUCUCCUUCAAUCAGUGGAAAGUCAGUUCCAGAGGAGCAACAAGCCCUGCUGCAGCAGUGGCUAGAAGAAGGAGCUAGUGAAUUGCACCCCAAUGAGUGUGGGUCAGAACCAGAGAAGGUGUCAGUCAUUUCCUUUACUGAGUGGCGGGAAGGCUCAGAGCUACUAAUGACAAGCUUAAGUGACCUGCACAUAUCACCUCAGUCUGGUGACCAGGAGCAGCCACAGCAACAGCAUGUGGUCCAGACUGAAAUGUCUCCUGCACUACAGGAAUUUGUAGAAACAGCCUUGGCAAAUAUACCAGCAGAAGAACAAGAGGCCUUGGGUGACAGUGCUGUAUGGGCAGCAGUAAGGACGCAAACUGAUAGUGGGAUUGUCGAUGCUGCUCCUUUGUCCACAGAUGUGUGGAUUGAAGACCCUGCUGUAAUUGCUUGGAGUCCUGCACAGGAAGGUGACAUGGUAUCAGCACAGGGAGAAGUGUGGCCUUUUCAGAACACGGGUCAAUUUCAGCCAGUCUCACUUGAGAUACCAUAUCAUGAAAUUCUGUGGAGGGACUGGGAAGAUCUUUCUGCAUUCUGUAUCCCAGAGUUGGGUUCUGAGGCUGGUUGUUUAUUUGAAUUCAGAGUCAUGUCCUACAACAUUUUGGCCCAGGACCUGAUAGAACAGAGCCCUCAUCUCUACAUGCAUUGCCACCCAGAUAUUCUGAACUGGAGCUAUCGUCUCACAAAUCUGUUGCAGGAGAUUCAGCACUGGGAUCCUGACGUUCUGUGCCUCCAAGAAGUUCAAGAGAAUCACUAUUGGGAACAGCUGGAACCUGCACUUAUAAUGAUGGGCUUUACCUGCAUCUUUAAGCGCCGCACAGGAAGAAAGACAGAUGGAUGUGCAAUCUGCUACAAGCAGAACAAGUUCCAGUUGAUUAACGCUAAUCCUGUGGAAUACUUCCGGCCUGGCUUCGAUGUCCUUAACAGGGACAAUGUGGGUCUGGUAGUACUGCUACAGCCCUUGCUCCCAGAAAAUAUGGGGGACAAGGCAAGCAGCCCUUUAUGUGUUGCAAACACUCAUGUGUUGUACAAUCCACGUAGGGGAGAUAUUAAACUAGUCCAGAUGGCUCUACUCCUAGCAGAAAUUGACAAGAUUGCAAAAAUGACUGAUGGUAGCUACUGCCCUGUCAUCUUAUGUGGGGACCUGAAUUCUGUGCCUGACUCACCCCUCUACAAGUUUAUCCGAAAUGGCCAGUUAUAUUACCAUGGAAUGCCAGCUUGGAAGGUGUCUGGGCAGGAAGAAUUCUGUCAGGCUGUCCACCAGCGGAAAUUACAAACUCCCCUCUGGCCCAGCUGUUUAGGUAUAACUGAUAGUUGCCAGUUUGUUAACCUGUGCCAGAGUAAGAAGUCAGACAGGCGCAAAUACAGCCGUGCAUUUCUGCUUCAAUUUCGUUAUUGUGAUGUUGCCUGUGAGCGACCUGCAGAUUUGAUCAUGUUGGAAGGGGUGACAGAUGCUGUACCAGACCGUCCCGCACACUGGCUUAAAGAACUCGCUGUAGUGAACAACUCUGAUUCAGAACUCUUUUGUUCAAGGUAUCCAGGCACUAUUCAGCACGGUCUCAAUCUGACCUCUGCCUACAGCCACUUCUUGCCUGAGAGAGGUCGCCCUGAGAUUACCACCAUGCCAAUGGGCGUGGGGGCCACUGUUGAUUACAUCUUCUACUCAGCAAAGCCGAUCAGGAAUGAUAACCAGGAAUAUCGCAGAAUGUACCAAGAUGGAGCCCUGAAGCUUCUUGGCCGCCUCUCCCUCCUCUCUGAAGACAUCCUUUGGUCAGCAAAUGGCUUGCCAAACCCUUUCUAUUCAUCAGAUCAUCUUUGUCUGCUGACCAGUUUUGGCCUAGAGAUCUCUGACUGCUGAUCAUGUGCCAGAUCUGUAAGACUCUCACAGGAGUUAGACUGACUGGAAGAAUCAUGCCAUUUUCAUCAGCUAACCAAAAAAAAAACUCCAAACCGCAGCAAUUUUUUAAUCCCCUAUCCCCUUCUCUAUGCCAUUGUUCUUUUCUCCCAUGCUUUUUUCACGAGGAAAUAAUAUUUGGGUUAUGCUGCUGUUUCAGUUCUGUGAGAUUCACUGCCAGUUUAUGCCUGCUAGUACUCUGGCAUAUUGCUCCAUUAUUUUAAAGAGCAUAGUUUAAAGUGCAAAUCAGCAGGAUUCUCUGUUUUGCUCUCCACAGUUUGGCAAGGAUACUUUGCUACCAUGAUCUAGGAAUGAGCAGGACUUGUCACUGUUCACCAUAACAUUUUAGUGGUAAAAGAAGAGGUGAUUUGAACCUGAGUCUUACUGACUUUUUCUGCAUCUUAUUUUUUGCUGCAAGCAGCAAGGAGCAUUUGUACUGUCUUCCCUUGUCCAGUGGUCAAGGUGGUGGCACUCCCUUGUUUUGCCAAAGUGUAGCUCUUUUGGUGCUUAUGCUGCUUGAAACCACUAGAGGCUGGUGCUCGUUGAUUGGAGUGUCUGAUUUACAUACUUAGAAAUGAAAUAAAGCCAACUGGUGUCAACCAGCCACACAGAUAGACUCUUCUGUUGGAGUCCACUGACUGGACUUUAGUUUUUCUUCAUGAGCACCAGACACAUUUGUAAGCCUUCAGCUUAUACUAUGAAGGAGUUGUACCAUAGCUCUAAGAGCCCAGUUGCAUUUUGUUCUCAGGUUCUGUUUUAUUUCUUAAAAUUGCUUCUUGCUCAUAAGCUUGGGACAUUGUUGUUGUCUCAGAUGGAAUCCAGGUUUGCAUAGAAGAGAAGACUGUUGUUCCUUUUUUUUUCUUUGUUUACAGCUUGAAAAGCACAUCACUGGGUACCUCAGCUGGGCCUGGCAAUUGCAGGUAACAGUUUUAUCAUCAGUGAAUUGUGGCUGCAGAGUAUGGCAAGCUUUUAGGUAAACCAACCAGUUUCCUCGAUGCAUGAAAAUCAUCUUAAUCCAGCUGUGCGUGGGCUAUGGCACGAUUAUAUUUCAGAAAAGAAUUGGGAGUUUAAAGUAUUUUUUAAUGUUUUUGCAGAAUCAAAUAAAAAAUAAAAUUAUAUGAUUUCAGAAAUGUUGUAAAUUCUGCUUGUUGAGAGUAGCAUACAUGAUUGAACAGAAAUAUUUGAUGGCAGAGAUUUAGCUGUGAGACUGCCCUCUGGUGGACAUAGUAGAUAAUGCUUAGGAUUCAUGGUGCUCUGUAUGUUUUCUCUGUAAAACAUUUAAGCGGAAGCAAAGUGUGCUUAAAACAGUGAAUGCAGAUCUUCUUUAAAGUCACCUACCUGUGUAUAAUAAGUCCUAGGAAUUCUGAUGCUUUCUAGAAGGGGUAGGGGAAGUUAUAUGCUUUAUGGGUUGGAAAAUUUGGAUUAGUAAGGCAGUUUAAAAGAUACGUUGUUCUUGACAAGCGGACAGGCGAAGGAGAGUACUUUCUAAAAUAUUUUCUAAAAGGACUUGACACUCUUCCCACUGGUGAGAAGAACGGAGAUCAGGAUCUACUGAUAAAUUUCUGGGUGAUGUGCAGUAGAUCUUUGAUCAUUUCUGAUCCAACAAGAACAAUACUGUAGUUAAAUAAAUGAAAAAUGAAAAAAAGAACUGUGCCUGACCUUUUGCUAGUGACUGAUUGAUCAGUUUUGCUGUUCUUCACCUAUAAAAUAAGGGUACUACUCAGCUGUCUUUGGUUUGGUCUUUGUGUAGACUGUUCCUAGAAUUUUUUGUUAAAAUUCUUGAUCAAUUGUGACUUAGAUGUAGAGCAAGGAUCCAUAUAUGCAAGGAUUUGCAGAGUGUGGCUCAUGGAGCACAGGAGAGAACUGGUUUGACCCAUCACUAUUUGGCAUAUGGUUUUGGUCAAUGCCCUUUGGUGUAGUAAUUAAAGAAGAAGAAAACUGUGGGCCCUUGGAAUGUACUCAUCCAUCUUUUUAUGAGGGUUGUACAAUAACAAGUUGAGAGUGGAAUUCUGAGAAUCUCAGCUGUUUGAAAAAAACACUUAACAUAAUACUUGUUAAAAGAUAUGGGAACAUGGUUGAAAGUUGAGGACAAUAGCUAGAGAAAACUCAAAGACAAAAAGGCCUAGAAAGAUUGCUAGUGACUAAAGUGAAAAAUUUGUGUAGCUUCAGUGCUAUGUGUAGCUUCUUGCCUACCUCCUCCUGCCUUAAAUUUUGCAGAAGCAAAUAUCUGAGAGAGAUAGUGCAUGCAUGUAUUAAAUAUAUUUGUAUAUAUGAAUACAAAUACAUUUGUCUACAGCCCUGGAUAUAUACAUGUUUGCCACAGAGCACAGGUAGGAAACUUCCUGGAGCUGGUAGUUUAAAUUCAACCCUCCACCUACCCCAGCCUAUUAGGAACCACACUUUUGCUGCAGAUUGGCAAAAGUUGCGGCAGUUCCUUAUGGUGCAUCCUCAUGCACCAUGGAGCCCUGCAAAUUCCUUCCUUUUCAAGAGGAAGAGUCUAGCCAGUGCUGUCAAUUUUUGCAAUGGACUGCGGGAGCUCUGACGGCAGCAGAAAUGACUAGGUAGGGUUUGUGGCCUGUGGGCUGUUUGUUUCCCAAUUUUGCCUUAGCGAGUAGGAGAGACUGCAUUCCUAUACCACAAACCUAGGAUUUUAGCCAAUUGGAUGGGGUUGUUUAUGUUCAUGUAUAUAAAUAACAUCCACAACCUGCAUUUUUCUUCUGGGAAUUCAGAAGUGCUGUUUUCAUAUGUAUGUUGCAAAUGUUCACACAAUAUAAUAAGAAAUUUUC